UCAAAUUGUGGUUUCAUCUGAGAAAGUAUUUGACUUAAAAGUCUUGCAGCAAGGCAAUAAAAUCUUUAAAAAAAAUCGUAUUAUGUCAUAAUUUGACAUAUGUCAACAAAGGAAAACAAAUUUUACCAAUUCGUUAAAGAAAUCUGAAAAAGUAAAGUAGUGAGUUAAAUAAGAUUUAAUUAAGUAUUACAGCAAGAAACUUUGUAAUCCUAUUAAUUUUUAAGAACAAACAUCUCACAGUAAUUUAUUUGAAAAAGUAAUGUUAAGUAUAGGCCUGUAACGAGCGAAUAUUGUAACUUGACCAUGCACGAUGUUGGAGGGCCUAGUAGCUUGGGUAUUGAACAAUUACCUCGGGAAGUAUGUGGAGAACUUGAAUACGGAUCAGCUAAGCGUAGCCUUAUUGUCUGGCAAAGUAGAAUUAGAGAACCUACCCUUGAAGAAGGAUGCAUUGCGGCAUUUGGGUCUUCCGGUGGAGAUCAAGGCGGGAUUCAUUGGCAAGGUGCAGCUGCAGGUGCCAGUGCGCCAGAUCCGCUCUGCACCCUGGCUCAUUGCCAUUGAGAACCUUUACCUGGUUGCCGCACCAGUCAACCUAGAUGAGUGGGACAGCACGGUGGAGGCGCACAUCGCGCACGAGCGCAAGACUGCGCUGCUGGACGCGCUGGAGGCGCAGUGGCGCGCCGAGCACGAGGCGCGCGACGCCGGCUACUACGCCGCCUCCUACUCAACCUGGCUCAGCUACGGUACCGGUCUGCUCGCCAACAUCGUCGAGAACCUGCAGUUGAAGUUGACCGACGUGCAUAUCCGGUAUGAGGAUGCGGUGACGUGCGCGCCGCAGAGGUUCGCGUGCGGCCUCACGGUGCAGUCGCUAGCGGCGGAAUCGUGCGACGCGAACUGGGUGCGCGGCUUCACGCUGCUGGCCGACGCCGACUGCUCCUUCAAGCUGCUCGAGUUGCAGCAGCUCGCAGUGUACUGGGACCCCAUGCCGCCCGCCGCCGCGAUGGCCACCUGCACCCUCGCCGAAUUGACCGAGCGUAUGCGUGCGACGUGGCUGUGCGAGCACCGGUACCUGUCGGCGCCGGCGUCAGCGCGCGCCCGCGUGCGCCGCGAGCGCUGCGAGCAGCCGCUGCGCUCGCGCACGCGCCCGCGCCUCGCCUGCUACCUCACGCUGCCCAGCGUCCAGCUCGACCUCACCUCCAGACAGUAUAGCGAGGUGGUCGGCUGCGCGGUGGGGCUGGAGCGCAUCGCGCGGCUGCGGGAGUUCCGCGCGCUGCGGCCCGACGUGGCCGUGGUCGGACACGCGCGCGCCUGGUGGCUGUACGCGCUGCGCUGCCACGCGCCGCACCACCGCUGGAUGGAUCCGAAGCCGACGUGGGCGACGUGCGCGGAGCGGGCGCGGCGCACGCGUCAGUACGUCGACAUCUGCCUCGGCGUACUGAGCAACCCGGCCGCCACGCUGCCGCCGGACAGGAAGGCCAUCAAGGAUGAAUUCGAGUGGAACACUCCGCUCUCGGUGCUGAAGCCGCUGCGAGAGGUGGCGAUGCGCAAAGUGCCCAUUGCCACUCCGCCCUCGACGCCGGAGGACGCGCAGGCGAACUCGGGACGCAGCGUGCUGGUUCGCUGGUUCCCGUUGUGGUGGGGCUGGUAUGCCCCGGCGGGAGCCGUAGACGCGUCGGCCGGAGGGCCCGAACCGCCGCCGCAGCCCCAGCGGCCCCAGCAGCCGCAGCAGCCACAGGGCGCCGCACCGCAGCUCGAGGAGGAGAUCCUGGAUGUGAUCGCGGACUCGCUGGAGGACAACACGCUGCUGCGGCGGGACACCGUGUUCGGCCUCUUCGAGUUCACCCUCGAGCGCGGCUCCCUCAACCUGGCCACCGAGCCUGACGACCGACAUCAACUCCAGAGUUCGGCGAAGCCGGAGGGCGAGGCUGGCGGGGCGGGCGUGGAGCUGCAGUUCUCCAGCGUGUGCGUGCGCGUGGAGACGCGGCCGCGCACGAGCUCGCACGCGCUGCACGUGUCGCUGGGCGCCGUCUACCUGCGCGAGCGCAUCACGCCCGGCACGCUCUUCCCAGUGCUCGUCGCACCCCAGGGCAUGAUCCGGGAGGGGCUGAGCGCCAUGAACGCUGCGGCUAGCGCGGCGGCGUGGUGGCGCGCGCAGCAGCCGCCCACCACGCCCGCCGCCACCGCCACACCCGCCACACCCGCCGAGCCUCUCUUCCAGCUCUCCUACGAGAAACGCCCCUUCGGCCUCAACUGUGAUUACAAGCUGUGGGUGAAGUCGAUGUCGCUGGAGGUGGUGUACUGCGCGGCGGUGGCGCGAUGGGCGCAGCAGUUCGUGACGGCGCCGUGGGGGCCGCGCCGCACCAUCGCGCACGUGCGCGACCAGACGCGCGCGCGCCUCCUCACGCACUGGGAGCACAUGCUGCGCGCGCACCCGAUGUUCAUGACGCCGUGCUCGACGCCGCCGGGCAGCCUGCUGUCGCCCGCCUCGCCGCCCGACCCGCCGCCGGCGGCGCGCCUGCUGGACGCCGCCAACCUCCACAUCAGCCUGUACGACAGGUACAACAUCGAGCUGAGCGAGCUGCAGAUCCUGGUGGGGCGCGCUAAGGACAAUUGGAAGUAUGCCCACACCAAGACCACCUCGGCCCUGCACCUACUGGACCGGUUCAGCAUAUCGCUGCAGGCGGAGCGGCGCGUGGUGCACACGAGCGACCCGCAGUACCCCUCGGCCACGCUGUGCGGCUCGCUGCCCGCGCUCGUCGUGCAUCUCAGCGAGCACAAGCUGGCCGCCGUGCGCGCCGUCGCCGCCGGCUGCCGGCUGACCGACCUCGAGCGCGAGUCCCCGACCCAGGAGGGGAAAGACGAGGAGGAGGAGGAGGAGGAGGACGAGACCAGCGUUAGCUCGGAAACGGAGCGCUCGGAGUUGUCGGCGAACAACAACGCUACUCUGUUCAUGCUGCAGUUCGCUAUCGACCAGAUGUCACUCGAGGUGCAGUCGCGCGGGCGCAGCAUCGCAGAGGUGCAAGUGUGCGGCGUGAAGGCGGCGCUGAGCGCGCGCCCCUGCGACCUGUCGCUCUCGCUGUCGGUGCACUCGCUGCUGCUGGUGGACGCGCUGCAAACCUACGGACCCGACUUCGAGCUGCUCGUCGCCAGUCACAAGCACGUCGGAAUGGACACCGCAUCGGGCAGCAUCCGCGGUUCGGAGCCCACGUCGCCGACGUCGCCCGCGUCUCCCGACAGCCGCGCCGCGCCCGCCCCGCCCACGCCGCGCGCGCUGCGCCACGCCCUGCGCUCGCUGCGCCGCGCCGCACCCGCUGCACCCGCUGCACCCGCUGCACCCAUCACAUCCGCCUCGCUCCCCGAUUCUGAGGAAUUAGGACAAAGAAGUCCGAUAACAAAUUGCAUGUCCGGCGAGGGGUGCGGCUUUGCCAACACGGAGUACACGUCGACCGCCUUUACGUGGCCCAUCGGCGGCGCUGGGGGUGCUGGUGGUGCGGGGGGCGCUGGGGGUGCGGCGGGCGCGGUGUGGGGCGGCGGCAACGGCUGGAGCGCGCCCGGCCUCGUCGACACCGAGGCUCUCAUCGCUGUCGAAAUAUGCCUCGUCAAAGGCGACAGCGAUUCCGAAGACCUGAGGAUCGCCAAUAUUUUAUUUAACAAUUUGGACGUUAUUGCGAACCAGGAGACGAUUGUGGAGCUGAUAGGGUUCGCACAUCGCGUACUGGGCCCGCGCGCGCCGCACGAGCCCCGCCCCGCGCCGCCUGCGCCGCGCGCUGCAGACGUGCCCGACGGCCCCGCCCCGCACGUCCCAGCCCACGAUGCCCCAGACGCGGAAGAUCUCCCGCAGCGCGCGGUGCGCACGGAGAUCACGUUCGACUUCCACCGGCUGGGCGUGCUGCUGCUGCGCGCGGCGGUGCUGGACGGCGCGCUCGUCGCCAGGAAGAUCGCCACCGCCACCGUCUGCGAGGCGCGCAUACAGGCCACCCUCGCGGCGCGCCGGCUGGAGGUGGGCGGGUCGCUGGGCGGCGUGCAGGUGGUGUCGCUGUGCGAGGGGGCGGGCCUGCACACGCGCGUGCUGGCCGCCGGACGCGCGCACGCACCGCGCGACUCGCACGAGUCCCACGCGCCUGACGACAAGGCGCAAGCUCUGCUCUUCACCAUCACGCGCGACCUUUUGCCCGGGGCCACCCCUGAUGCUACUGUGGUGGAGGCGUCGGUGUCGGUGCGGGUGGCGAGCGUGUGGUACACGCAGUCGGGCGCGCUGCUGCGCGAGCUGCAGUCCUGCCUCACCGAGUUCAAGCAGUACCUGGCCAACCUGGCGCGCUCCAUCCGCGCGGCAGCCGCGGACAUGGCCAUCGGCCUCGUGCACCCCAGCCCCCGGGGCGAGUCACUUUACGGCAAUCCGCGGCUGGCGCAGUCGGCGGAGGCGUGGGGGCGGCGCCGCACGACCUCCGCGGGCGCCACGCCCCCCGCACACGCCCCGCCCUCGCUCGACGAGCCCGACGUGCGCACCGACAUACUGCUCACCGUCAAUAUCGAGCUAGAGUCGCCGGUGGUGGUGGUGCCCCGAGCGGCGCACAGCACCCAGGUGUUCGUGGCGCACCUGGGCCGCAUGAGCCUCACCAACGAGCCCGGCGCGCCCCGGAACACGCAGUACACCGUCAGCGUGCGCGACAUCUCGCUCGCCUCGCUGGACGUGGGCGAGCGCCUGCGCCGGCAGCCGCUGUCUGCGGACAGCAUGAGUGCGGUGUACGACGUGUCCGGCGGCCGGCCCGUGCUGCACGACACCGCGCUGCAGCUGGCCCUGGACCUGCACGAGCGCGACCAUCUGCUGCACUGCGACGUCAGCGGCGCGAUAGUGGGCGCGCUGCAGGUCUCCGCCAGCCGAGAGCAGUACGAGCAGCUGUUGGACACUCUGCGCUGGGUCGCCGAUUCCUCACACCCCGACGUGCGCCCUCCGAGCCCCGCGCCCGCGCCCGCGCCCUCGCCCCCACCCCCACCGCCGCCCUCCGCCUCCGCUGCGCCCGACGCUCCACAUAACGACGCACACUCACAAAUGUGCAAAGCCAUGGAGAACGCGGAGUCGGCGGAGGGCGCGGUGCCGACCCUGGUGGAGCCAGCGGUGCCCACGUUGCGGCUGGACCCGCAGCUGCGCGCCGCCGUGCUGGCCGUGCCGCCCCCGCAGCGCGCGCCCGAGCAGCACGCGCCGCGCUCCCGCUCGCACGCUCCGCUCACCGUGUCGUUCGAGGUGUCGGAGCUGGCGGUGGAGCUGCGUGCGGACCUGGGCGGCGGCGAGCGCAGCCUGGUGGCGCUCAUCUUCCGCGAGUUCGCCCUCACUUAUCACCACCUGCGCCCGCACGAGACCGACUUGCAGGUGUCGCUGCACUCGGUGACGAUGGAGGACCUGACCAAGGAGCCGGAGUCACGGCACCGCGUGCUGCUGGCCUCGCACUCGCCGCCCGCGCCGCGCACCUCCCUCUUCCUGUCCAAGUCGUGCCCGGAGCUGCGCGCGAACGCAUCCGUGCUCGCCACGCCCCUUCACUACAUGAAGCCCCUCACGACCUCCCUGCCCGCCGCUAUCAAUAAGUCGGACGUCGCAAACACGGAGCCCGGUCGAGACAGAUCGGGCAAGUCGGAGAGCAAGUGCGGUGCGACCCCGCCGUGCUCGCCCGAGCCUCUGGAGCCGUUGGAGCCCCUGGAGCCGGUCGAGCAAGCGGACUCCUGCGACACGUUCAGGCUGUCAGGCGAGGCCGAGGCGGAGCAGCCGGCCGGGGACGACAACCUGGUGUGGCUCUCCGUGCACACGCGCGACCCCCAACACCCAAACUUUCAUGACAAAUUUGAUCAGGUAUCGAAGCAAACUAAGGUGGAGUUUAACUGCCUGAAGCUGGUGCUGAGCAUAGACAGCUGGGUAGCGGUGCUGGACUUCUUCGGCGUGGCCGGGGACGAGCCGGACCCGGGGCCCACGGCCGAGCCCUCCCGCUCAGGCGAUGCAGUCUGGAGCAAUGGUGAGAGCGCGACGCUGACGGAGACCGAGGUGCUGGUGCGCUCGCUGUCUGUGGUGGUGGUGGGCGCGCGCGGCGACGCGUGCCGGGCGCUCAUGUCGCGCGCGCACGUGCGCACGCGCAGCGGCCGCGGGGCGCGCCGCGUGCACGCCACGCUGGACGCGCUCGCGCUAGUCGACCUGGCGCCGCGCGCCGCGCCCUAUGCGCACAGGCUGCGCACGCGCGCCCGCCACGCGCUCGCCCUCGAUUAUAAAAGGCUGAGCGCGGCGGAGGCGGCGGCGGCUGAGCACGAGACGAGCCUGAGCGUGCGCAUGGGCCCGCUCACGUACGUGCACACGAAGCGCUUCGUGCUCGAGCUGCAGGCGUUCGCGCGCGACUUCAGCCUGCUGCGCCGUGUGAUCGCACAGGCGCGCAGAAAGGUGUCAUCUGCCGUGACGUCGACGCGCACGGACCGCAUGCGGCUGCGGCUGCGGUGCGCGGCGCCGCUCAUCGUGCUGCCGGUGUCGGGACGCAGCCGCGCCGCGCUGGCCGCGCAGCUGCACCUGCUGCACCUCGACAACUGCUUCCGCCGAGCCGGCGACCCGGACACCAUCAGCACUCUGGCCGACCCCGCUGCACUGGAGCGCGAGGUGCUGGACGUGCGCGAGGUGCGGCUGGAGGGCGUGACGCUGCGGUGCUGGGGGGCGGGGGCGGGGACGGGGGCAGGGCGUGCGGGCGCGCCUCUGUUGCCCGCCCCCGCAACCUUCGCGCUGCGCAUCGAGCACAACCUCAGCGACACACACAAUGUGCCCGAUACGAGCGUGCAGGGCACGCUGACCACGCUCGAGCUGGCGCUGGACGCGGCGCAGUACCGGCUGGUGCGGGGGGUGCUCACCCACAACCUCGGCGAGCCCUGCCUCGAUCUCCUGCCCCCCGCCGCGCCCCUACCGCAGGCCACGCCCGCUACGUAUUCUUCGAAUUCUACACACCAGGUGUGGACGACGUGGUCGCUGAAGCUGGACCUGCAGGACGUGCGCGUGCGGCUGACGGCGGCGGCCGGCCCGCUCGCUUGCAUCAACUUCAUCAAGUCGCGUCUGCUGCUCGAGACCUACUCCGACCUCGGCCAGGACGUCGACCUCGUGUCGCAGGAGAUCCUGGUGAGCGACGUGCGGUACGCCGAGGAGCCCGCCAACCGGCGCGGCAACGUGUUCAGCCACAUCGUGCAGCCUCUGCCCGACCACCGCCACAGCGUGCAGGCCGAGGUGCACGCCAGGAAGCGUCAAGAUUCUUCGGCGUAUACGAUCCUCAUUAACAACAUGCGCCUGAUGGCCAUCCUGGACUGGUGGGAGGCGGCCAACCAGUUCAUCAUGCAGGCGCCGCUGCCGCCCACCGACCCCGACCUCGCGCAUCUCGAGGAGGCGUGCGGGAUGUAUCCGGGCGACAAGGAGGGCGGGGCGCAGGGCGUGGCGGAGGCGGAGGCGGGGGCGGGGCCGGUGGAACUCAAGCUCAACGUAACGGACUCGCAACUCGUGCUGGUGGAGGACGCCUCAGUCUGGGACACCAACGCUGUUAUACUGAAAAGCACGACGGUGGUGCGGUACUCGUGGGGCGCGGCGCGGCCGGUGUCGUGCGAGCUGAGCGGCCUGGAGGUGUUCUCGUGCGUGCUGGGCCUGGAGGACGAGACGGCGCUCGCGAUCGUCGAGCCCGCAAACCUACACGCCUACCUCGACGCCAGCCGCCUCCUCCACGUGUCGAUGGGCAAGCUGAAUCUGCGGCUGUCGUACCACGACAUGCGCAUGUUCGCCGCCAUGCUGCAGUCGCUGCCGGCGCAGGCGCGCGCCGCUCUCUCGGGCAAUUCGGAGGAGGUCGAGGCUGCGGGGCAGCGCGACGCACCCGCCAACAGCGAGCACAUGCGGGCGGUGGACGGGGGCGCGGCCCCGCGGCUUCUGGCGGCGCGCUGGGCGCGGGCUGCGCGGGGCCCGCCCGCCGCGCCCCCGGACCCUCCGCCGGCUCAGCCCUCCGCCGUCUGGCCACUCGCCGCGAUUAAAGUGAGCGCCGAGUGCGCCACGCUGUGCGUCAUCGACGACUGCCUGGACUCCGACGUGCCGCUGCUCGAGGUCUCGCUGUCGGAUCUGCGUCUAGAUCAGGAUCUGCGUAAGGUGGAGGAGACGUUCCCGGACCCUGUGCUGGUGUCGACGCCGGCAGGGGAGGCGGGCGCGGCGGGCGUCGGGGGCGUGGCGGCGCAGUUGGGGGGAGGCGCGGGCGCGGGCGCGGGCGCGGGUCAGCUGCGCGCGCAACUCGCCAUCGAUUACUACAACCGCACGCUAUCCGCUUGGGAACCAGCACUCGAACCUUGGAGGUUUGAGACUACUUGGGAGUACACGCUGUCGUCGGCGCUGUCGCUGCGGCGGCUGCAGACGGAGGUGAGCAGCGCCGACACGCUGGAUGUGAACGUGACCUCCGCGCUGCUGGACCUCGCGCGGCUCGUGCGCGGCAAUUGGACCGCCGACUACUACGCCCUGCCCGCCGCGCUCCCCGCCCACACCGUCCACACCGCCCACACCGCCCACACCGCCCCCGCCAACAGCGCACACUGCCAGGGCGGGGGGAGCGAGGCGGGCGGCGGCAGCGCGGAAGCGUCCCCGAAGGGCAGCCCGGCGGGGCACCGGCGGCGAGCGCCCUUCGUGCCCUACGCGCUGCGCAAUCACACCGGGCACCGCCUCUGGUUCACCACGCUGCUCACCACCGCCGAACAGUUGCUAGAGUCGGAGGCGGAGUAUGGGGGCGGGGGCGUGGGCGGCGCCGGGGGCGUGUCCGCACCGGACGACUCGUGGGUGUCGGUGUCCGCGGGUGACACGGAGCCCUUCUCGUUCGGACUACGCCGCGGGCGUGCACGCUCGGCGCUGCACCGGGUGGCGCUGCGCCUGCCCGCCUGGAGCCCGCCGGAUCCCGUCCGGGUCGACCAAGUGGGCGUAUUCUUCCGGACCAUCACGCAUCAAAAGAGCUUUGCGGAGGCACGGCUGGUGCUGGAGGUGACGCUGGAGGGGUCAGCGCGCAAGCUGGUGACUGUGAGGUCGGCGUUGCAGCUCGUCAACCUGCUGCCGCACGCCGUGGAAGUCCGCGUCGACGCCGCGCCCACCACCGCCUCCUCGCCCUCCCCCUCCUCCGGGCUAUGGGGCGGGGCGCGGGCGGGCGAGGGCGUGUCCGCGCGCGCGGUGCAGGUGGCGGCGGGCGCGCGGUGGGCGGCGCCGCUGAGCGCACAUGCUGCGGCGCUGAGCGUGCGCCCGCUGCCGCCGCGCGCCCCGCACGCGCCCUCCCUGCCGGCCGCCCGCCUUGACUGGCGCGAAGUGCGCGCUCAGCACGACCUGCUGCACCGCGAGUGCCGCGCGCCGCCCUCUCACAUCUACAGGUUCUGCUGUGUGACUUUACGGGAGCGGUUCCCGGCGGGGCGCGGGCCGGUGGCGGGGCACACGCUGACGCUGGUGCCGGCGCUGCGCCUGGAGAACCUGCUGCCGCUCGAGCUGCAUUACCGCGCCGGCGACGUCACCGGCACGCUGCCGCCCGCUGACACCAGGCCCUUCCACGAGGUGAACGUGGAGGAGGGUGUCGAGGUGAGCGUAAAGCUGGAAGGGUUCGGAUGGUCGUCGCCGCUGAGCGUGGGAGGUGCGGGCGCGGGCUCGGCGGCCGCGGGCGCCUCCUUCGGCGCGCGACUCAAGCUGCGCGACCUGCGCGGCCGCAGACUGUACCUUAACGCCAGGGUUGGCGUCAAGAAGACGGACGGCAUUAAGGUGUCGAUCUCUGCGGCGUACUGGCUGGUGAACCGCACGGGGCUGCCGCUGGUGUUCCGCGCGGAGGGCGGCGCCAGCGAGGCGGCCGGUCAGUUCGCGGAGCACGAGCUGGCGCGCAUGGUGGCGCCGCUGCUCUUCUCCUUCGCGGACUCGGACGGCGGACCCACCAUCGCCGCACGCCUCGGCACCGGCAUCACCCCCAACCCUGAGUGGUGCUCGCCUUUCGGGCUGGGCCCGGGCGUGACGGUGAAGCGUCUGGAGGCGCGCGGCGGUGCUGUGGGCGUGGGCGAGGGCGGGGCGGGGGCGGGGCCGGCGAGCGAUCGAUCGUUCGCGGUGGGCGUGGCGGUGCGCGCGGGUCGCGGCCGCUACCGGCACACCAACAUCGUGACGCUGACGCCGCGCUACCAGCUGCACAACAACACCUCGCGCCAUCUGCAGUUCGCGCAGAAGUGCACCGCCACCACACUAAGCGACCCGGGCGCGGCGGCGACGCACGUGUCGGCGGUGGCGGGCUGCCACCUGCCGUGGCACUGGGCGCGGCGCGAGCGCGAGCAGCUGCUGUGCGCGCGCGUGCUGCACGACACCUCGCCUCGCCCGCGCACCGCCUGGUCCGGCGGCUUCCGCAUCGACAAGCCGCGCAGUCUGCACAUCGCCUGCAGGGAGAGCGGCGGGUCGUACGUGCUGGUGCGCGUGGAGGUGGUGUCGCAGGGCGGCACGCUGCUGGUGGUGCUGACGGACGCGGAGUGCGCGCCGCCGCCGCUGCGCAUCGACAACCACUCGCCCGUCGCCAUCAUGUUCCAUCAGGUGGGGUGCGCGGAGGAGUGCGUGGUGGGCGCGGGCGCGCGCGCGUGCUGGGCGCUCCCGGAGCCGGAGGGCGCGAGCUCGCUGGCGCUGCGCGCGCCGGGCGGGCCGCGGCUCGUGCUGCCGCUGGAGGCCGCCGCGCACACUCACCGUCUGCUCUAUCAGAACUUCCUGUACGUCGCUUUCCCCGCCACCAGCACCAGAGACGACGGCAUGUCCAGUGCGGGCAAGCAGAUAUCGACCGACGACGACAGCGUGUUGGUGCUGGAGGUGCCGGCGGGCAGCGCGCGCGUCGUGCUCGGCCGCAAGCGCUACGGGGACCGGUGUCAGCUGUGGAGGCGCGCGGCGGCCGGUCAGCUGGUGCACGAGGGCAGCUCGCCGCCGCAGCCCACCGACGCUGCGCUGCCCGACGACUCCGCGCUCUCGCCGCACGCUAUGGUGUUGGACAUAGAGGAGGCGGCGCCGCGGCCGGGCGUGGCGGCGGCGCUGGUGCUGCGGCGCGCGGACCCCCGGCGACGCUCGACGCAGUCUUGGCGCCUGUUGCCGUCGGGCCGCAUGGCCUGCGCGCACGCCAACCUUUGCGUGCAGCCGCACUCGCACGCCGCCCACGCCGGCCUCGUGCCGCUCGUGCCCGGUGCUCGGGUCGUGCUGGGCCUGCCGGGCGGGCGCGCGGACGGCGGCGUGCCUCCCUCGCAGGCCGUCAGCUGGCACUCGUUGCGACCCGGCUGCGGCCGCCUCGACGUCUCGCUCUGCGCCGCCGGACCCACGCGCCUCGUACGCAUACACGACCACGAAGAUCCGGAUUCGAGUCGUAUCGAAGGCGAUGGCGAGGACGAGGAGUGCGCGGCGGGGGUGACGGGCGGGCGCGGCGAGUGGGGGGUGCGCGUGUCGCUGGGCGGGCUGGGCGUGUCGCUGGUGGGUCGCGCGCCGCCCGCCGAGCUGGUAUACGCGCUGUUCUCGGGCGUGCGCCUCGAGCUGGCUCGCACGCCGCGCGCCGCUCUAGCCGCGCUCUCUGUCGACUCUCUACAAUGGGACAACCAGCUGGUGGGCGCGGCGAGCCCGCUGGUGUACGCGAGCGGGGGCGGCGCGGCGGGCGCGGCGCUGCACGCGGCGGCCGAGCUGAUGCCGGCUCCGGCUCUUCGCUACAACGCCUACUACUUCCGGCACCUGGUGGUCGCGCUGCGCCCCGUCUCCGUGCGCCUCGAGGAGAGGUUGAUCCUGGUGCUGUGGGCGUGGGCUGAGCAGUGGGGCGGCGACGCGCAGGCGGCCGAGCAGCCCGACGAGGUGGAGUACGAGACGCGGCGCGUGCUCACCGAGCUGACCGCGCUGCACGCCACGCGAUACUACUUCGCGCUCAUCAAGCUCAUCCCGGGACAGAUCCGGCUGUCGAUGUACACGGCUAGCAAGCUGGAGGCUGCGCUGAGCGCGCUGAAGCAGCGGCUGGGCCUGACACUGGUGCGCUUCGAGCACGCCGCGGUCGAGCUGGAGCCGUUCGUGCGCACGCACGUGUUCGACACGGCGGCCUGCCUCGCGCGCCACGCCCUGCAACACUUCAAGGACGAGCUCAAGUGGCAGGCGGCCAAGAUCCUAGGCUCGGUGGAUUUCCUGGGCAACCCGCUGGGCUUCAUGGCGGACGUGUCGGAAGGCGUGUCGGGUCUGCUGCUCGAGGGCAACGUGGGCGCGCUCGUCAAGAACGUCACGCACGGCAUCUCCAACUCGGCGGCCAAAGUCACAGAGUCCCUGGGCGACGGUCUGGAGCGCGUGGUGGGCGACGAGGCGCACGAGGAGACGCGGCGGCGCAUCCGCAGCGCGGCCGCCGGUGCACAUCUCGCAGCCGGCCUGCGCGGCCUCGGCCUCGGCCUGCUCGGUGGCAUGACUUCCCUGGUGAAGCACAGCUACGAGGGCGCGACGCAGGAGGGGCUGGGCGGCUUCGUGAGCGGCGUGGGUAAGGGCCUCGUGGGCACGGUCACUAAGCCAGUCAUCGGCGUGCUGGACCUGGCGGCGGCGGCGGCGGCGGCGGUGCGCGAGUCGAGCGCGCGUGCGGGCCGGGCGGCGCCGGCGCGCACUCGCGAGCCCCGCCCGGCGCCGCACGCGGCCGCGCUGACGCGCUACUGCCCGGCGGCGGCGCGCGGCGCUCAGCUGCUGCACGCGCUGGCGCCCCCGGCGUCGCCCGCCCUGGUGCACCCCGAGCGCUUCCUGGCGUACCGGCCGGUGCGCGGCCCGCCGCACGACAUCCGCGCCCUGCUCACCGACACGCACCUCCGGAUCUUCACCUGCAAACACGACGCGCCGCAAAUCGUCAUGGAGACCCAUCUCAGGUAUUAUGAUAAUAAACUAUCAUACUUGCAAAUUUACAAAUUUAAACGAGGACGACUGCUGAAUGUAUUCCUUGGUAUCGGUGCAGCAACCUGGUGUCAUGCACUGCGGUGUACGCGGAGGGCGCGCACCUGGUGGAGCUGUGCGUGCGCGGGGCGGGUGCGGGUGUGGGGGCGGGGCCUGGGGGCGGNNGGCGAGGCGGUGCGGCGGCCGCGCGUGCAGUGCGACAGCGGCGAGCUGGCAGUGUGGCUGGCGCGCUCGGCGGCGCACGCGCGUCAGCUGCACCGCGACCUGGCGCACACGCUGCUGCCGCACCCCGACCUCGGCUGACCCUCCCCCGAUACACUCGCAUCACACACACAAACUAAUACAGUUAACAUUACCUGCCAUGCGACAGUCAAAUCAUGUUGAAACGUUCAUGCCGGGACUAUUUACUUAUUGUCAUGAACAUUUUUAUUUACACUUAAGUUAAAGUAACGGUUGUUUGUAGCGGCGCAGCGGCUGAUCGCUUUUACGCUAGUACUGAUUCAACCAAAAAUAUUGUUAAUCAUUUAGCACAAAUUUUUAUAACUUAAUAUGUUUUCAUUUUAAUAUUUGUAACUUGUAUACUUAAUUUAUGUUAAAUUAAUGUAGUGAUUGUAAUAAAACGUGUAAGUUUCGAUUUAGUGCAUAGGCAAGAGCACAAGAAGACAAUCACAAGGCAGGUAUCUGCAGGCAGCUGCAUGGUUGAUGUUUGCGUGUAGAGGGGCGGCUGGUGAAGUUGUUGUCGACAUUUUUGCUAUUAACAAAUUUUUUAUCGAAGACAUUAUCCUAAGUUUGUCAUUAUUUAGUUUUACAUUCCAUUAAAGAUGAAGAAUAGAUUGUAACUGUAGAGAGGAUGUUGCCGCUCGGAGACAUACGACAAGUACGAACAAAGCAUAUGUUAUAACUUUAUGUGACGUCACAGCGUCAUUUAUAUGUAUCAUUAAUCAUAAAUAUAUAAGUCGCAUAUUUAUUGUUAAAAGUUGAGCACAAAGUGUGAGACGGGUAGGUGGGGGAGAGCUCCGCUGACAAUGCUGUUUCCUUUAUCUGUUUAUUGACAUUUUAAAGUAAUAUCAGUAGAAGUAAUUAGAGUCAGUACAUCUAUUAGAUAAAACGGAGUCUGUAGCAUUACCGUACAAAGUACCGACUCGAUCAAUAUUGACUUGGUUCUAAUUUGACAAAUGUUUAUGUAAACAUCGGUCACAUUGUAAAAUUUUAUUUAAAGCAAUACACAUCGUGAAAAAAGGUCUUUAUAAUAGUUUUUUGUAGUAUAAGUAACGAGUAGUAUAAGUGGGUUGUAGGUGUGAGGCUGUGCCGCUGCGACAAACUGCUUUAUAUUGUAGACUUACGUUUUGUUAAGACAUAGGUGUUGAUUAUUUAUAAUCUUUCUUAAAUAUUACUUAGUUUGUCAUUUAAAAUAUCUAUUUAUUUUAAUUUAAAGUACUUUUUACACGUGUACUUAGUACAAAAUGUAUAUACUUAAUUACAUUGAUCGUAUAAAUUAACUAAAGAUUUGGUCAAGUAUAAAGUUGUGUCAAAUAUUAAGUUCGAUACUUAUGUCGACUUAAAGCAAAGUAGUUGAUGGUGCGGUCAAAUGGUUUGGGACCUUUUUAAGUUGUCACUAUGUGAGAUUUGUCUGUUGCAGUUUUUCAGUUAAACUAUAUGUGAGAUGAUGCAGCAAUAAAUUAUUUUAAAUA
Molecule: messenger RNA, 14598 nt
Organism: Papilio xuthus (Asian swallowtail)
Lineage: Eukaryota; Metazoa; Arthropoda; Insecta; Lepidoptera; Papilionidae
Gene: Vps13D
Product: vacuolar protein sorting 13D
Exons: 68
Coding region: 311-13210 (4299 amino acids)
Biological process (GO): mitochondrion organization; protein retention in Golgi apparatus; protein targeting to vacuole
Source: RefSeq, a predicted model, not a curated record